Messenger RNA from Plodia interpunctella (Indianmeal moth), 4329 nucleotides. RefSeq names its product armadillo (gene arm). Bases 192 to 2573 code for a protein of 793 amino acids. Gene Ontology annotation, cellular component: nucleus; cytoplasm; adherens junction. The record is from RefSeq and is a predicted model, not a curated record. The transcript is spliced from 15 exons. Gene Ontology annotation, molecular function: nuclear receptor binding; cadherin binding; alpha-catenin binding. Gene Ontology annotation, biological process: cell-cell adhesion; canonical Wnt signaling pathway; positive regulation of transcription by RNA polymerase II. Lineage: Eukaryota; Metazoa; Arthropoda; Insecta; Lepidoptera; Pyralidae.
GUUCCGUCCGAGUCGACACGAAAACUAUCGAAACCGGGCGCCAUAUUGUAUUGUCAAAUUUUGUGACGCUGGUGAUCUGGUUGCUUUGUGAUAUUACUUGAUUUUUUGAUUGUACUAAAAUAAAAUAAACAAAUUUCUGUGGUUUAUCAGUGGAGGGGCAGGGUUUGCUUUGGCGCAUCCUGUAAUCCACCAUGAGCUAUCAAAUACCGUCAUCUCAAAGCCGUACCAUGUCCCACAGCAACUAUGGUGGUUCCGAUGUUCCGAUGGCUCCAAGCAAGGAGCAGCAGACGCUUAUGUGGCAGCAGAAUUCCUAUUUGGUUGAUUCUGGUAUCAACUCUGGAGCUGCUACUCAGGUUCCCUCACUUACUGGCAAGGAAGAUGAUGAGAUGGAAGGCGAUCAACUCAUGUUUGACUUGGACCAAGGAUUCGCUCAGGGUUUUACCCAGGAGCAAGUGGAGGACAUGAACCAGCAGUUGUCGCAAACGCGAUCUCAGCGCGUGCGCGCGGCUAUGUUCCCCGAGACCCUGGAGGAAGGCAUCGAGAUCCCAUCUACUCAACUGGAUCCUGCACAGCCCACUGCUGUCCAGCGCUUGGCUGAGCCCUCGCAGAUGCUGAAGCAUGCUGUUGUUAACUUGAUUAAUUAUCAGGAUGACGCUGAUUUGGCUACCAGGGCUAUACCCGAGUUGAUUAAACUCCUCAAUGAUGAAGACCAAGUGGUUGUAUCUCAAGCUGCCAUGAUGGUACACCAGUUGUCCAAGAAAGAGGCCUCCCGCCACGCGAUCAUGAACUCUCCGCAAAUGGUGGCCGCGCUCGUCCGCGCUAUAUCCAACAGCAACGAUCUGGAAACCACCAAGGGUGCCGUCGGGACCUUGCACAACUUAUCUCAUCAUCGUCAAGGUCUACUUGCUAUCUUCAAGAGUGGAGGAAUACCGGCUUUGGUGAAGCUACUCAGCUCUCCUGUCGAAGCCGUACUGUUCUACGCUAUCACGACUCUCCAUAACCUUCUAUUGCAUCAGGACGGUUCAAAGAUGGCCGUGCGCCUAGCUGGAGGCUUGCAGAAAAUGGUGGCUCUUCUACAGAGGAAUAAUGUCAAGUUCCUAGCUAUUGUGACCGAUUGCCUUCAGAUCUUGGCUUAUGGGAACCAGGAGUCAAAACUGAUCAUCCUUGCGUCUCAAGGGCCCAUCGAAUUGGUGCGAAUCAUGCGCUCUUACGACUACGAAAAGUUGCUGUGGACUACCUCCAGGGUUUUGAAGGUGCUGUCUGUGUGCUCGAGCAAUAAGCCGGCGAUAGUGGAGGCGGGCGGCAUGCAGGCGCUGGCCAUGCACCUGGGGAACCCCAGCGGCAGACUCGUGCAGAACUGUCUCUGGACUCUCAGGAACCUCUCAGAUGCUGCUACUAAGGUGGAAGGGCUGGAAGCCCUGCUGUCGAGCCUGGUGCAGGUGCUGGCGUCCACCGACGUCAACAUCGUCACGUGCGCCGCCGGCAUCCUCUCCAACCUCACCUGCAAUAACCAGCGGAACAAGGUGACAGUGUGCCAAGCGGGCGGAGUGGACGCCCUCGUGCGCACGGUGGUGUCGGCGGGCGACCGCGAGGAGAUCACGGAGCCCGCCGUCUGCGCGCUGCGACACCUCACGUCCCGGCACGUAGAGAGCGAGAUGGCACAGAAUGCUGUGCGUCUGCACUAUGGCCUGCCUGUGAUAGUGAAGCUGCUGCAGCCGCCGUCGCGCUGGCCGCUGGUGAAGGCGGUGGUGGGGCUCGUGCGCAACCUGGCGCUGUGCGCCGCCAACUACGGCCCGCUGCGCGACCACGGCGCCGUGCACCACCUCGUGCGGCUGCUCAUGCGGGCCUUCAACGACACGCAGCGGCAACGUUCUUCAGUGUCCGGCAGCGGCGGCACAGGCGGCGCGUACGCAGACGGAGUUCGUAUGGAGGAGAUAGUGGAGGGCGCCGUGGGGGCGCUGCACAUCCUGGCCAGAGACAGCCUCAACAAACAGCUGAUCCGCCAGCAGAACGUUAUUCCGAUAUUCGUGCAACUGCUCUUCAAUGAGAUCGAGAACAUACAGCGCGUGGCGGCCGGCGUACUCUGUGAGUUGGCGGUGGACAAAGAGGGCGCCGAGAUGAUAGAAGCUGAGGGCGCUACAGCCCCGCUCACCGAACUGCUGCACUCUAGAAAUGAAGGCGUGGCGACAUACGCGGCCGCGGUGUUGUUCCGGCUCUCCGAAGACAAGCCGCACGACUACAAGAAGCGGCUGUCCAUGGAGCUGACCAACUCCCUGUUCCGCGAGGACCCGCAGAUGUGGCCCGCCGACCUCGCCAUGCAGCCGGACCUGCAGGACAUGCUGGCGCCGGAACAGGGCUACGAGGGGCUGUACGGCACGAGGCCCUCCUUCCACCAGCAAGGCUACGAUCAAAUCCCGAUAGACUCGAUGCAGGGGCUAGAGAUCGGCAGCGGGUUCGGCAUGGAGAUGGACAUCGGCGACGAGGGCGCCGCCGCCGCCUCCGCCGACCUCGCCUUCCCCGAGCCGCCGCACGACAACAACAACGUGGCCGCCUGGUACGACACCGACCUGUGAUCUCUGAUUGCGCUGCUGAUACGUCGCCCAUUUUGUUUUGCAAACUCGUAUCGAAAUGCCGUCUCGAUUGUAGUGAAAAACGCGAUUUUAUUGCCGACUUUUUGAUUCAAGUUUUUAGCCGUAUAUAUUUCAAUCGCUAUAGGUGUACAUCAUAUUCAAUUUCAUAUACCUAAUGGCUAGUUUUUUGCGAUUAUAUACCCUACAUAAAUCGAAUGACUUACAUAUCUACUCUUGCAAAUCAAUAUGAGUGCGAUUGUAUCUCUUACGUAAGACUGGACGACUUCACCGCGAUGUUGUUACAAAAGUUAAGUUUCCUCUAACUAUAGGUUUUCUCUGUUUAGGGGUAAUGCCAUGUAUUAGUAAUUUUAAGGAUUAUUUCGUACAUUACAAAUUUAAGUUCUCUAUAUUGAGCUUACGAUUUAAAUUUCAAAUUUUGCAGAUAGUCACGCUAAUGUACUACAUCAUAAUUUCCAAAUCACGCUAAGCUCGUCUUAAUGUAGAAUGGAGAUUAAAAUUAAAGAAAGUCAGCAAAAUUUGAACUUUAUUCCGUAGUAGUAAGUCCCAAUUCGACAAAGCAAUGGUCACGAGGAAAAUUAAUUGAACACAUAAAACCUGUGAUACACAAGCAGCAUACCAAUAUCCCGAAUAAUUUCUACUUAAAAAUCAUAAUAACAUAAAAUUUUGACUGAUGUUUAUGCCGAGAAUGAGUUUUUACUUUCCAAUUGGUGCUAGAUUAAGAUUUUAUUAAAGUGAAUUAUCGGGAGGAGAUUUCUAACGCCCUGCAUUGAUUAUAUCGAUGUUUUGUACGGCAACGUAUGAAAUGCGUAUAAUCGGAGAAUAGGGUAAACUUAUUUUAAGAUUUUUAUAGGCUUUAAAAUCGUAUUUCAUAGUUCUCUGUGUAAUUGAAAUUAUAUUCGCAUUUACAGAGUAUUGAGAUUUUUGAUUAUUUUAUGAUUAUAGCAAGAUUCAAGUGCUUUUUUUGUUAUUAUGACAAUUUGUAUGAAUCGUUUAUUUGAAUGAUGGAAAAUGUAUAAGACUGUUCGAUACGCAUGUUUUUUUUUAAAGAAUGAUGAAAACGAAUCCUGUCAUUUUAUAUUAACUGAUAUGUUUUAUCGUGGAUGCCAAGAUACGAAUGUAUUCGAUUGUGACUUUUUUAUUGACUUACUAUAGUUAGGUGGAACUAAUGUUCGCCGAGUAGUUAUAAGUAGAGGAUAUUCGAUAAAGCCAUCAAACGCUAUGUAUUUAUUUCUAUAAUUUUUGUUCGUACUACUGUUUCUGUCAGUAUCAUAAAAUGUAAAUGUAUUUGCCAGAGUUUGUAACAAACGUUCUGGAAAAACGAUUUUAAAACCACUUUUGCAUAUUAGGACUGACAACCAUCCUACACUCUUUCUAGCUUUAGUAAUUACAUUUUCCUGUCUAAAACUAGUGUAUUGUCGUAAAAAAUACAAAUGAUUGUAUUCUACAUCACGUUUUAAUACUUUUUACGUUUACCAUGAAAUAUGUAGUAGGUACUGCACAUAAGGUAUUGGAAUUAGAUGCACUCGCCAACAUACAUACCCACCCAUAGAAAAUGUAUAAUUUACAAUAUAAUCUUAGCGUAAGCAUAGAAAUAAUUACGUAAUGUUCUCGUAGGUAAUCCUAAAAAAUUUUUUUAUUAACUAACUUUGCCAAUGUUUUUAUUAAAUUAUAAUGAAGACAGUGCCGAAGUUUGUGAUUUUGUGUCCAUUUAUGUAUGGAUAAUAAAUUAAUUUAAUUA